Messenger RNA from Caenorhabditis remanei, 780 nucleotides. RefSeq lists its product as uncharacterized. Lineage: Eukaryota; Metazoa; Nematoda; Chromadorea; Rhabditida; Rhabditidae. The transcript has 6 exons. The coding region runs from base 1 to 780 and encodes 259 amino acids. The record is from RefSeq and is a predicted model, not a curated record.
AUGGAAUCGGAAAAGAUAGAAAUAUGGAAAGCUUCAUUCCGGGAAAUUUACAAAAGAUCGCCAACUCGUGGAGAUUUUUCUGUGGCUCCAAAUGAUAUCAAAGCUCUGCUGAAAUCGAAAGAAAAAGUCAUGGAAAACACAGAAGAUAAACAAGUGAAGAGAGGCGUGAAACGGAGUAAUUUUGAGUCAAAAAUGAUGGAAGAUGAACAAUUCAGUCCUGUCAAAAAGCGAGUAAAAUAUCCUAAAUUAGACUUGGAACAAGAGGAAAACUCGCAGGUCCUCAGAACCUCACCUAGAAAGAAAAUCUUCCUAUUCGAAAAGUCCCCAACGAAGACCUUUUCCGAAAAAAGAGUUAUGUCACCAAGAAAGAAGCCAGUCGGCACGACUUCAUUCGAUUUUCACGACUUGUCACCUUUGAAGUCAUAUUCCGGAAGCGCCUCAAAAUCAUCAGUAAAGUGUACACUCACACCUAUCAAGUCACCAACUAAGCAACCGUACCAGAGACAAUUUUUGAAUACGGAUCUCGAAAUGCUACUUCUUCCAACCCCACAGAAAAGUGAAGAAGACGAGGAGUUAGCUGAAGCGUUCGAUGACGAAACAAAUGAAGAUGUCACAAAGUCACGAGCAUACAAACCAGUGGCCCGCAGGCUCGGCGGUUCAAAGAAAAGUGAUCAGAAUUUUCAGAAGAUUAAUCUUCGAAAGAAACAAUUUGUUCGUGGGAAAGUAACGGCCGAACAGAAACGAAAAAUGAAAAGGAAGCAAAUGUUCAGAAAGAAAUGA